AUGGGUCAAGAGCUGUGUGCAAAGACUAGACAGCCUGGAUGCAGCUGCUAUCGCCGUUCGGAGGGAGGUGAGGCACACAGCUGUCGGAGGAGUCAGCCUGAGAGGAUGGAGGCUGCGUUUGAGCUAACAGACCUACAAGAAGCAUCAUAUUCCAUGACUUCAUUGCACCCUCAGGGACUUCAGGCUGUCUGUGUCCAGAAGUUCAAGAGUAAAAGGCCACGUAGUAACAGUGAUUCUUUUCAGGAAGAGGAUCUGAGGCAGGGUUUUCAGUGGAAGAAGAACCUUCCAUUUGGGGCAGCCUCAUCUUACUUGAACUUGGAGAAGCUGGGUGAAGGGUCUUAUGCUACAGUUUACAAGGGGAUUAGCAGAAUUAAUGGACAACUCGUGGCUCUAAAAGUCAUCAGCAUGAAUGCNNUAACUAAUUUAACAUUUUGUUUAAUUUUUCUAGCUUCUCUCCUGAAGGGUUUGAAACAUGCCAACAUCGUGCUCCUACAUGACAUAAUCCAUACCAAAGAGACACUGACGUUUGUUUUUGAAUACAUGCACACAGACCUGGCCCAGUAUAUGUCUCAGCAUCCCGGAGGGCUUCAUCCUCACAAUGUCAGACUUUUCAUGUUUCAACUUCUGCGGGGCCUGGCAUACAUCCACCACCAGCACGUUCUUCACAGGGACCUGAAACCUCAGAACUUACUCAUCAGUCACCUGGGAGAGCUCAAACUGGCUGAUUUUGGUCUUGCUCGAGCCAAGUCCAUUCCUAGCCAGACAUACUCUUCAGAAGUCGUGACCCUCUGGUACCGGCCUCCUGAUGCUUUGCUGGGAGCCACUGAAUAUUCCUCUGAGCUGGACAUAUGGGGUGCAGGCUGCAUCUUUAUUGAAAUGUUCCAGGGUCGGCCUUUAUUCCCCGGGGUUUCCAACAUCCUUGGGCAGCUGGAGAAGAUCUGGGAGGUGUUGGGAGUCCCUACAGAAGAUACCUGGCCUGGAGUCUCCAAGCUACCUAACUACAAUCCAGAAUGGUUCCCGCUGCCUAAGCCUCAGAGCCUUCAGAUUGUCUGGAACAGGCUGGGCGGAGUUCCUGAAGCCGAAGACCUGGCUUCCCAAAUGCUGAAGGGCUUUCCUAGAGACCGUGUCUCUGCCCAGCAAGCACUUGUUCACGAUUAUUUCAGCGCCCUGCCAUCUCAGCUGCACCAGCUUCCUGAUGAGGAGUCUUUGUUUACAGUUUCAGGAGUGAGGCUAAAGCCAGAAAUGUGUGACCUUUUGGCCUCCUACCAGAAAGGUCACCACCCUGCCCGGUUUAGCAAAUGCUGGUGA
This is a messenger RNA of Otolemur garnettii (small-eared galago), 1308 nucleotides long. It is a transcript of the gene CDK15, whose product is annotated as cyclin dependent kinase 15. The record is from RefSeq and is a predicted model, not a curated record. Gene Ontology annotation, biological process: protein phosphorylation. Bases 1 to 1308 code for a protein of 435 amino acids. Gene Ontology annotation, cellular component: cytoplasm; nucleus; cytosol. Gene Ontology annotation, molecular function: cyclin-dependent protein serine/threonine kinase activity; cyclin binding; ATP binding. The transcript has 13 exons. Lineage: Eukaryota; Metazoa; Chordata; Mammalia; Primates; Galagidae.